CUUUAAACCCAAAAUAGAAAAAAAUUCAAUCCUUACAACUGGUUCCGUCCGUACCCCUAGGCUUCGACAGCCUCAAUGUCCUCCCUGGCGACUACACGAAGACGCGGUCAGCCGAAAGGCAUCUCACCGCUCUCCUCGGAGAAGAUGGAAACCACCACCCGAGGCCACGAUGACGAGAAGAUCAUCACCGACGACUCCAACGGAACCGCCAUGAACGAAUGUGCAUCGACCGAGAAACCCAUGCAAGCCGCUGGUCGCAUUAUCGCGGGCCUCUCUGCCCAAUGGAUUGCCGUUGGUGUCAUGCUGGGCCUGAUCUUCGGUGGAUGUUGCUCAAAUGUAUACGCCUUGGAAGCCAUUAUCAAAGUCGAACCCGCGAGUGGAACUCUCUUGACCUUUGUCCAAUUCCUCUUCGUGGCCGUCACUGGAUACUUCUCUCAAUUUGACCGAUCGCGACCCCCGUUCUUUCUGCAAGAAAACAAGGUUCCUUUGCGCCGCUGGAUCAUCAACAUUGUGCUGUUCUUCAGUAUCAACGUGCUGAACAACCACGCCUUCAGCUACGACAUCUCAGUCCCCGUUCAUAUCAUUCUCCGCUCUGGUGGAAGCAUUACGACAAUGAUUGCUGGGACUCUUUAUGGAAAGAAAUACUCCCGCAUUCAGAUCUUGGCUGUCAUUCUCCUGACCUUUGGUGUUAUCACCGCAGCUUGGUCGGACGCACAAUCCAAGGACUCUUCAAAUACCGCCGGUAGAAGCGAUAGACCCGCCUUUGGAACAGGACUUAUCAUCCUCUUCGUGGCACAGGUUCUCUCUGCCAUCAUGGGCCUAUAUACCGAGGAGACAUACAAAAAAUACGGGCCUCAGUGGAGAGAGAACUUGUUCUACUCGCACUUGCUAUCUCUGCCCCUUUUCCUCCCAUUUGCGCCGUCGCUUAUACGUCAAUUCCAACGGUUGGCCAGCAGCCCGCCAUUAUCGUUACCUGCCUUGGCACAUCUUCCCGGCCUUGGCUUAGGCAAAAAUACUGAAGGGGAAACAGCUGGAUUGCACGUCCCGAGCCAGCUUGCCUACCUCGCAACGAACGUUCUUACCCAGUAUGCGUGUAUCAGGGGUGUCAAUCUUCUAGCGGCCGUGUCUUCGGCACUGACCGUUACCAUUGUGUUGAACAUUCGCAAAUUAGUCAGUCUACUCCUGAGUAUAUGGCUCUUUGGCAACCGGCUAGCUGUGGGAACGCUGCUUGGGGCGAUCGUCGUGUUUGGUGCGGGUGGACUCUACUCAUUAGAUUCCAGGGCCAAGACCUCGAGAGUGCAUAAGGGCUCAGAUACGAAAUAGAGCUGUAAGGCAUGCAUAGAGACGCCUUCAUCGACCAUAAUAGAUGAAUUACCGCAUUUCUCUUGGACCACUGUGGUAGACUGAGAACUUAGAAUAGCAAGUCCCGGUUGACCCGUAAAACUGGCUUCGUUUUCAUGGUCUAUACUUAAGAGAGUCUCAAUGAUUUGUGGGUAGCAAUGGCAACGGGGUGCUUUGCACCUCGUGAGUGAGCCUCGUAUACGUAC
Colletotrichum navitas is the source of this 1547-nucleotide messenger RNA. RefSeq names its product NST UDP-N-acetylglucosamine transporter. NCBI's taxonomy places the organism in Eukaryota, Fungi, Ascomycota, Sordariomycetes, Glomerellales, Glomerellaceae. Gene Ontology annotation, cellular component: endoplasmic reticulum membrane; Golgi membrane. Gene Ontology annotation, molecular function: UDP-N-acetylglucosamine transmembrane transporter activity. Gene Ontology annotation, biological process: transmembrane transport. The transcript has 5 exons. The record is from RefSeq and is a predicted model, not a curated record. The coding region runs from base 76 to 1323 and encodes 415 amino acids.